Molecule: messenger RNA, 6112 nt
Organism: Cherax quadricarinatus
Lineage: Eukaryota; Metazoa; Arthropoda; Malacostraca; Decapoda; Parastacidae
Gene: sm
Product: heterogeneous nuclear ribonucleoprotein L
Biological process (GO): regulation of RNA splicing
Cellular component (GO): nucleus
Molecular function (GO): mRNA binding
Source: RefSeq, a predicted model, not a curated record
UUCUCUCCUCCGUUGAACGCUGCACUUCCCGCUUGAAACGUGCGCUCAUAUUUUGCAGACGGAGAAGUUAGGAAUUACUUGUGUUGGUUUAGGUGUGUCUACGAGACGUCAUCGUGCGUUUGGCAGCGCCGCAGCCUUGUAUUGAUUGACAGUGCAGGACGCACAGGUGAUGCGGGAGUUUGCGCUCAACGGCAGCAUGGCUAACAGGAAAGGGGAGCCAGAAACGCCCAACCAUGUGCUGCUUAUGACCAUUCUGAAUCCCGCCUACCCCAUUACAGUGGAUGUGAUCCACACUAUUUGCCAGUCCUACGGUAACGUCCUCCGAAUCGUCAUCUUCAAGAAGAAUGGCGUUCAAGCCAUGGUUGAGUUUGACGGGAUCGACCCAGCCACCCGUGCUCGGGAGGGUCUGCAGGGCGCUGAUAUCUACUCCGGCUGCUGCACUCUGCGCAUCGAGUAUGCUAAGGGUCGAAGGAACCACAGAACAGUAGUGGUGGUGGCGGCGGUGGCGGCUCUUCCCGCCCUCCUCUGCUGCAAGAGCCUCGUGGAUUUGGAAUGAAUGUUACCCCAUUCAGCAGAGGUGGUAUGAAUGGUCAGAUGGGUGGACCUCGCAGUUCUGGAAGUCUCUUCAGUAGCCCUAUGCCAGACAGGCUUGGGUUAAACAACGGCAUGAGCAAUGGUGGGCUACGUGGUGGUGGUGGACUGAUGGGUGCUGGGGGUCAGGGUCAGGGUGGACCUUUUAUGGGUGGAGCUGGUGGUCCUGGGGGUGCAUCUCUUUCAGGAAUGGGCCAGCCACAGCCUGGUCUGCCCCAGCAGGGUGCUGUUCUUAUGGUUUAUGGACUUAACAAGGAUAAGAUGAAUGCUGAUCGCAUCUUCAACUUGCUUUGCUUGUAUGGCAACAUUGUGAGGAUUAAGUUCUUGAAAACAAAGGAAGGUUGUGCAAUGGUGCAGAUGGGAGAUGCACUUGCUGUAGAGCGUGCUGUUGCAAACCUUCACAACACCACAUUCUUCGGGUGCAAGAUGCAGCUAGGGUAUUCUAAGCAGGCAUUUUUGGCUGAUGUACAGCAACCUUAUGAUCUACCAGACGGUACCCCAUCAUUCAAGGACUACAUGGGGAAUAAGAACAAUAGAUUCAUUAACCCAGAAAUGGCUUCAAAGAACAGGAUACAGCCUCCUUCAAAGAUUCUGCACUUCUUCAACACCCCUCCAGGACUGGAGGAAGAUGCACUGAAACAGGUGUUCAUUGAUGGGGAAGUUACUGAACCCAAGAGCAUCAAGCUUUUCCCAUCAAAGAGUAAGUCUGAGAGGAGCUCCAGUGGACUCCUUGAGUUCGCUAACAUCUCUGAGGCCCUAGAGGCACUGGUGAUUGGUAAUCAUGCCCCCAUUCCCAACCCUAACAGCAAGUUUCCAUUCAUCAUGAAGCUUUGCUUCUCAUCUUCAAGACACAUCCCUAACAAGAUGGCUGAGUGAGGGUCCAGUACCACCACUACCUACCACAAACAGCAGCAGCAGCAGUAAUGGCCCAUUGUACCUGGGUCAUUUCAGCUUCAUUGCUGCUUUAGUAACCUGCAGGGUACACCAGGGUUGUUGGCAGCCAGGCAGGGAAUAAUAUAGUUGUCAAUAUCUAGCUAGGGUUGCUUACAGUCCCAUUGAUUGUGAGUAAUUACCAGUAGUUAUUUACAAUUACUUAUGUUCUUAACUCCCAGAGAUUAUUAGCAUCUAUGGAAUUCUUAGUAUUUACGUGAUAGUUUCUGGGAGUUAAUGGCAUUUAGGAGAGACUGCUGGCUAUGUGGUCAUGAGAUGGUUGUUAGGGACUUUCAUGCUUCCCACCCAUAAAGAGGUUGGGGACCUAGUGUUUCUCUUCUCGCUGGACCCUUCAGGGAAUUGUCAGUGACAUUUUGAGGCAUGCAGAUCACUUCAGGUUAUACAAGUUAUUCAUGCAUGUAUAAGAAUGUACGUGUGUGUGUGUAUAAAUAUAUGUGCGCACACACACACACAUCCAUAUAAACACAUACACUUACCAAUCAUUGCAUAUGUUUUAUGCUUUUAAUAUUAGUCAUUUUUUUUUUUUUUUUUUACCAGACAAUUAUUGGAUUUUUAUUAGUUUUGUUGAAAUGGUGCAAAUGCUGAAAGUUGAAUGUAUUCUUUGCAUUAUGCAUAUUGUCACAUAAAAGUUGCUUUAUUGGACCCUUAAUUUUUAGAUGGAUGAAGUGUAAGUGAUCAUACUUGUAAUGUCUUUCCUGAGGAGCCCAGCAAUUAUCAUAAGUAGGAUAAGUGCAGUAUAAACCCUCCCUGAGUUGGAAGCUUGGGCAGUAUCCCACUGUCCGUCCUACGCUCUCUUUAUAUGACCGUUAUCAUUAUUCUGAAUCAUAUUACAUGAGGUAGGUAAACUGGGUAAACUUCAGUAAUGGCUUAACUAUCAAUUUAGCAUGGUAACUUUACAAAUAUCAGAAUGGAAUUUGAAAUCAGUCAAAACAUGAAAGUUUUGUGUUUGAGAUUGUAAGUCCUUGACUAAAGGUCCUACUGAGGAAGCCAUAACUGCAUUUCUCUUUAUACUGAAGUUUAUUUAGUGUAUCCUAUAUGCUCAUUCAGUGGAAUGUACAAUACUGUUCAACAAUAGUGUGUUAUGUUUCUAAAAUUAUUCCAUGAUUAGGCACAACAUUACUUUUGAACUGUUUACUCUAUAAUAAUGAUCAGUUCACUUAAUAUUUGAUGGACACUGAUCCACUCAUUGGUAUGUUAAGUAUAGGUCACCAGUUAACUUAUAACAUGGAUCUUACCUGAUAUUAUGGACAUGUGUGUUAAUAUCAUGAUGUAGCUAACUAGUGGUAACUGGUCUUUGUUGCAAUAAUCGUCAAAGGAUCCGACAUUCUUAAAUCUAUGGUUAAUUUCAAUAAGGCUGGUCCUGUCUGUUUGGUAUGGAUUGACAAGCUGUAUAGAAUCUGCUUUCAAGGUUAAUAAUGGCUGAUCUUUUGACAGUAGUCUUACACUGAUGACCCAAUGUAAGUUAGUAGGAGGCAAUGUUAGUGGCAACAAGGAUACAUUGUUGGUAAAUGUAGGUGUAAAUUGAUAAGCUUUGGCAACAGGGCAGACAUGUUCACAAGCACUUGAUAUAUUUACAGUCCCAGCUUGUUACACUGCCCCACUGUCAGAGUCUUAAGUGUUUUAGAAUAGCAUUUUAAUGCUUUUUCACUUUUUCUUUUUUAGUUUAUUUUCUUAUUUUUAAGUAGAUGGUAAAAUGGUGUCGUUAUACUUAGUUCAAUUCUGAGCUAGCAAAGCUCCUAGCUUAUGAUUGCAGCAGGACAUGACAAAAGCUCUGUCUGUCCCCUUAUUCAUACUCCUGGUUUAUGCCACACUAUUUGUUUUGCCUCUUGACAGUAAUUUCAAUAAAGUUUUGAGUGACCAAAUUUAAAAAAAAACAUGCAGACAAGAAGUUCAAGCAAAGAUUUGAGGUGUUCCUCACUAAUAAUUGCCAAUGGGAGUUAUCAACUGUCUUGUUUUGACAUAAAAUAAUAAAAAAUUCCAUAAUGCAAAUCCUAGUCAGCAACACACUGUACUUAAUUUAGGGCUUUAAUGAUGGCAAAUCUGAGUUGUUUAUUAUUUAACAUACCUUUCACUGCAAGCAGAGAACAUAACAUUACACAUGACUUUUCUUGAACUUCCCAUCUACAGACAUGGCUUUCACUCACACACCCUCUACCCGCAGCCAGAGAAACUUAAGACUACAGUAAACUACAGAGCCAAAACACUGGGGAUUACAGCAUGUCUAAACAAACCCAGCUUAUUUCUCAAGUGGGAUUAUUUAUGGAGAAUUUACUCAUGGCAGGGUUGAAUUUAGAAAUAACUGUAUAGAAUAUUCAAUAACUUUCUGGUAAUAUAACGUGUAAGCUAAUUGAGAAAGUAGCUUGCAUUUUUUUAGUAACAGCGAAUAGUCCAUUUCGAUAUUCGCUGAUUAUAUACAGCAGUGUCUGAUCUAUGCCGUUUGUGUAUAUUUCCUACUCCUUAAUGCAUCUUCACCAUGUCAUUGGUCAGUGCCAGUGAUGGCCAGUGCCAGACAUGAUAUUCUCGGGUCCCCUAACAUGCCAGUAUAAAGAGUGGAUGAGAUUGGGCAUGAUGAGCAUGCACUUAAUAUUAAAUUACAAUAAUACCAAGUCUUAGUAGUAUACUUAAUUAAAAUUAUGUGCUGUACAUACUAAGUUAUUGUUUCUUUAACAAGAUUUGCCUAAGGCUAUAAUGGUCGGCAGCAAACAAAUGGAGAUUUGCUAUGAGAAUGAAAUCUGAGGAAAUGACAUGCCAAGUUUUUUCUCCCUUCUCUCUCCCUGCAUAUAACAUCAGAAUGUGUGCACAUGUGUAUCCUUGAACUGACAAAGGGGGCCCGGAUGUGCUUGAAGCUUUGUCAAAAAGCAAAUUUAUUAAACAAUUUGGCAUUGUUUCUUCUAGCUAGGUUAAUUUUUAUUCCAAAUCUGGAUAAUUUUCAGAUUUUUUUAAACUUUUAUCUGGACAGUUCCACUACAGGAGGUUACUGAUGCAAUCUAGUUUAUUAGAACCUUGUCAAAUGUGUUGAAGUAAAUAGUUGUUGCCUAGGAACAGCCAACAGCACAAGAUACACCACAUGAAAAUACUUGACAAAUAAACAAAAGAAACUUCUGAACAAUCAUACUACGGUACAUGCAAUUCUGGAAAACAGAGAGGUCAUGGGUGACAUGAACACACCUCACAUAUAGGAACGGAAAUUAACAAGCUUUUUUCCUAAUUUGUUGUUAUGUUCCUUUGUUUUGCUAAUACACUAGCCUCCUGGAAUUUUUGUUUGUUUAAAGUUCAAAGCCAACUUGGUACAAAGCACGAUUGUACUAAGGUAAAGCAAGCCUGCCAAAUAUGUAAUUUUCCUGAGGGGCGCACCACCCACCACCUGUCACAGCCAGUGAGGCAGCACCCACAAGACUGCCGGCAGUCACUACAAGAAGUGGGAUUGGAUUUACGCAAAGGCAAUACUGCCUCUCAAUCUUCAGAAAAAAAAUAUUUAAAUACAGUAUUUGCACGACUGAUAAGGCUUGCUUUCGGGAACUUCUGCCCGCUGGUGGUGGUGGUACAAAGUUGUCCUCGGGGUACAGCAGUAGCCGUCAACCAAACAGUGAGGGCAUUGACUUAAGUGGCUGUUGCAAGACGGUAGCUAUUUACCUGAUAUAUGCCUCCAGUGAUGGCUGCGGUUUCUGCUGAUGUUAUGAAGCGGGGGUGUGCCCCUUUCUCCUCCGUGCCAAGCGUGGUAGUGUCUGAGGCCGCGUGAGUGAGGCGACGUAACUGCUGUAUUAUAGGUCACGUCCACCUUGGUGUAGGUGUCCGUGUGAACGGCCAGGGAGGAUGUCUUCGCCCUCCCAACCCCCACCCGGAGGCUCCCGAGCCCCCGUGACUCCGCUCAUAAGCAAUACUGACCUGACCCUCAGGUUAUGAUGGCGCCCUCCCUGGUGUGCCCACCUGGACUACUAGGCUGUUUAAAUGGUUUUAUCUCUUGAUAAGUCGUUGAUAUGUCGUUGCAAAAUGUGCUUUAAGUAGAGAAUGUUUAUUACUUCUUGAAAUCGUCCCGAUAGAGUGAAUCACUUGAUGCAUAUCAUAGCACUAAGAUUUACUGAGCCAUUGAGCUAGUUCCAUUGGGACUGUUCUGAGCUGACUGCCAGCUGGCACAGCGCAUCCAUGGGCCGUAUAAAAUUCCAUCCUAGGGGCCAGCAGCAAGACCUUUAUAAUUCUGUAUUCAUUAAACCUAAGUGUUGUGGUUAUCACUUGUGGUCUAGGAGUUUACAUAAACUGUAGGAAAGCUAAAGUGGAUUGAUGGUUCGGCCUGUGGAAAAGUGCUGUGCUUGGGUCUGUCCAGUCCCCUAGUCUGGUGCCCAGUUAUAAGUACAGGGAAUGAACCAGGCUGGCGGCGAGUCCAGUUCUGGCUGACUCAAUGUGAGGGCAGCAGCAGUGGUAUAGCCCCACAAGAUCCCCUACACCAUCCCUUGUUCCAGGAUUGCGGAGUUAUUUUAAAAGCAUAACAAACAUUAUUAUUUCUCUUAAUCCAUAUGUUGUUUGUAAGAAUUUUAAGGAAUAAAAUGAAUAAUACUUUAGUAUAAAAAGAGAA